AAAACACACAGUGAGUUAUACGGACGGCGAUUACGAAGUCCCCAACACUCACUAGUCCAAAUUCAAAUUUCCAACUCUCUCUCUCUCUCUCUCUAAAACUCAGAUACCUCCAAAACCCCAAAUUCAAAAGUUGGAAACAAACCCCAGAAAUCGUCUGAUCUGAAAAUGGCCAACUCCGAUUCCACCGCUUCUCUUCCUCCAUCGGCUCCUCCUCCUCCGCUCUCAUCCACAACAAAGGAGAAUCUGACUCCAGUUGCCUGCAAGAUUGAAGAACUGACUGAAUCCAGGUCUGAGCUGCUUGGCAGAAUUCAAGGGUUGAAGAAGGAUUUACAAACAUGGAGGUCAAAGCUAGACUCGCAAGUUAAGGUCUACCGCGAUGAACUUUCAGAACUCAAGCAAUCGCUCAACACUGAAGUGGAGCAACUUCGAUCAGAAUUUCAAGAACUGAGGACCACUCUUCAGCAGCAGCAAGAUGAUGUAACUACUAGUCUUCGGAACUUUGGGUUUCUGCAGCUACAGGACGUGACAGGAGAUUCCAAGGCUGAUAAUACUGAGGUUGAAGGGAAGGCUCUCAAAGAAUAAGAUGUAUCAAGCCCAGAGGAUGAUGUCAAAGAAGCUGAAAGCUAGAUGGGUCUUAUCAUUGAGCAGACGUCAUUUAUGUUUAUUCCUGGAGGAAAGAUGAUUAUAUUGAAUCUCUAUAUGUUGUGUCUGUCUAGUUAGAAUUGGCCACAACCUUGUUGUCUUUCAUUAUGUAGAACGCUCUUCUGAACCAAAUUAUGUGGAAUUUUGUGUAGUUUCCUAAAUUUGAAGAAGCUUUUGAAGCAA
Messenger RNA from Rosa rugosa (rugosa rose), 825 nucleotides. RefSeq lists its product as uncharacterized. The transcript is spliced from 7 exons. Lineage: Eukaryota; Viridiplantae; Streptophyta; Magnoliopsida; Rosales; Rosaceae. The coding region runs from base 166 to 582 and encodes 138 amino acids. The record is from RefSeq and is a predicted model, not a curated record.